UUCACAUUAGAAGAAAAAAUACCAUUUCUAAAGCCGCAAUUUGUUAAUUCCCGAAAUAACGAAUAUAUAUUUAUUUCAAUAACUAUCAAUUAAAAUGUUGAAAAAUUUGUGCGUACAGCAACUAAAUUUAUUGAAAACAUGUGCAACUUUGCAGCAACAAGUACGAACCACUUUUAUACUGAAACGUAAAUAUGAUCCUCCACUACAUAAAAUCAAUCAAAAGCCCAAGAAAAUGCGUGGAAGACAUCACAUUUACGAAUUGGUGGAAGACACACAUAGCAAAAAACAAAAGGAAAUCGAAGUCGUGCUGAAGACCUUUGUAGAGGGUGUAGGCGGCAAGGGAGAUGUGAUCUCUUUAAAGUCGAACUUUGCCUACAACAACCUACUAUUGCCUGGUUUGGCUGUAUAUAAAACAGAGGCAAAUGUAGCCAAGUAUGCUAAGAAGGAAAAUGAAAAAUUGGACUUGGAGCAUAGCUCACCAUUUGCACAGAGGACCGUAAAUAUGCUGGAGCGUUUAAAUUUGGCCGUGGUUAUGAAUAAAGAUCACCCCUGGGUCAUUGAACCUUGGCAUAUUAAAGCUUCUCUCCGAAAGGCCGGUUAUAUCUGCAAAGAUGAAUGUAUUACCAUUCCAAAAGAGCCCAUUGAAGGUCCCGAUCUAAAUAAGGAAAAUAAAGAAUUCUACUGUACGGUAACCAUAAACAAUUUAGAAAAAGCUCGCGUUAAAUGUCGUGUGCAUCAUUGGAGCACCGAUCCCAGUGAACGUUUACCAUAUGUUUUUGAGCAUUGGAAAAUGCCCUCUGAACCCUUAAUGGACGUUGAAAAACCACUAGCUGGCGGGGACGGUGACACAAAGAAUCCGGCUUAAAAUGUAUGAAUAAAAAGUUGUUGAAAUGUUGCAAAGUGUUUUUAAUAAAAAAAGGAGACGUUAAAUGUUUCGAACAAAU
Calliphora vicina (urban bluebottle blowfly) is the source of this 944-nucleotide messenger RNA. RefSeq names its product mitochondrial ribosomal protein L9 (gene mRpL9). The transcript is spliced from 3 exons. Gene Ontology annotation, biological process: translation. The coding region runs from base 95 to 865 and encodes 256 amino acids. Lineage: Eukaryota; Metazoa; Arthropoda; Insecta; Diptera; Calliphoridae. The record is from RefSeq and is a predicted model, not a curated record. Gene Ontology annotation, molecular function: structural constituent of ribosome. Gene Ontology annotation, cellular component: ribosome; mitochondrion.